AUGUGUGUUAGGAUCGCCAUCGAUCUGGAUAUCUUCACCACCUUGAGCGAAAGGAACUGCCCGACGACAUUGGAGGACUUGGCGGUUGUCAAGGGCGCUGAUCCCAUCCUGACAGAACGCGUCUUGCGCAUUUUGGCCGGCAUCGAUUAUGUGGCGGAGCAUAAUGUGAGGUUGUAUACCCCAACGGCAAUGUCGAGGCAAAUGACCAACCGUUUGAGUCUGGCAGUGGUGAAGUUCAUCUUCGAUGUCGGGAUGCCCACGCUCGCCAAAGUCCCGGAGUUUCUGCGAACGAAUGAGUACCGAAAUCUCUCGGGUCCGUUGAACGGUGCAAUCCACUAUGCGGAGAAGAUGGACACUAUCAUCUGGGAGUGGCUCGCCACAAAACCGGGAUACCUGGACGCCUGCAACACAUUCAUGGAAGCGGAUCGGGGCAGCCGACCCAGCUGGUUGGAGUGGUUUCCGGUUCAGGAGCAACUGAUCGACGGUUUCCAAAAGGGUGACACUGAUGUGCUCCUUGUGGACGUAGCAGGAGGACGUGGACAUGAUGUUGCUGCCUUCCAGACCAAAUUCCCCAAUGCACCAGGUCGAUUGGUACUGGAGGAUCUCCCGCAGGUUCUAGAUAGUGCAGUUGUUCACCCCAAGAUUGAACAUAUACCUUUCGAUCUGUUUAAGCAGCAGCCGAUACAAGGUGCGCGGACUUACUAUCUGAAAUUCAUCCUGCACGAUUGGUCGGAUGAGGAUUGUCGUCGGUUUCUGAGGCAUGUCGGAGCGGCCAUGAAGAAGGGAUACUCGAAAUUGAUUAUUGAGGAGUUUGUGCUUGCUGAUAGAGACUGUGCUAUGCUGCCUGCUAUGUGGGACUGGGAGAUGUUGAUCUUCUGCAAUAGCAUGGAACGUACCGCGGACCGGUGGAGGAGAUUGGUCGGUUCUGCGGGCUUCCGAGUAGUGAAAUUCUGGCCUCCUCCAGGGGACGGACAAGGUAUAAUUGAAGCAGAGCUGGAGUAG
Messenger RNA from Aspergillus aculeatus ATCC 16872, 1002 nucleotides. RefSeq lists its product as uncharacterized. The transcript has 4 exons. The coding region runs from base 1 to 1002 and encodes 333 amino acids. Gene Ontology annotation, molecular function: O-methyltransferase activity. The record is from RefSeq and is a predicted model, not a curated record. Lineage: Eukaryota; Fungi; Ascomycota; Eurotiomycetes; Eurotiales; Aspergillaceae.